Carassius auratus (goldfish) is the source of this 1546-nucleotide messenger RNA. It is a transcript of the gene plcxd3, whose product is annotated as phosphatidylinositol-specific phospholipase C, X domain containing 3. Gene Ontology annotation, molecular function: phosphoric diester hydrolase activity. The record is from RefSeq and is a predicted model, not a curated record. Gene Ontology annotation, biological process: lipid metabolic process. Gene Ontology annotation, cellular component: synapse. The transcript is spliced from 3 exons. NCBI's taxonomy places the organism in Eukaryota, Metazoa, Chordata, Actinopteri, Cypriniformes, Cyprinidae. The coding region runs from base 210 to 1178 and encodes 322 amino acids.
AUAAUUCAGACAUCUUACAUGCAACGAGUUUAUAUGUUUGCAAGACGCUUUUUAAAUCCAGAAGGAUGGUGAAAUUGUGAUGUAGGAGCGGCGCGCGCCGUCUCGGGGGUGUGGUGAUGCUCGCGCUGUGAACUCACGAGAGCGCGAGCGGGCGCUGAAUACUAGAGCACUCAGAGCAAAGCACGGACACCGAACAGAGAACCGACAGCAUGGCAUCGUCUCAGGGGAAGAGCGAACUCCGCUAUGCGGACUGGAUGUCAAGUUUACCGGACACCUUGCACAGUAUUCCUCUUACCAACCUCGCCAUCCCGGGUUCCCACGACUCCUUUAGUUUUUACAUCGACGAAGCCUCACCAGUUGGGCCGGAGCAGCCUGAGACCGUGCAGAACUUUGUCUCUGUGUUUGGCACAGUGGCCAAGAAGCUGAUGAGGAAGUGGCUGGCGACACAGACCAUGAACUUCACCAGCCAGCUGGAGGCGGGCAUCCGCUUCUUUGACCUCCGCAUAUCCACCAAACCCAGAGACCCUGGCAACGAGCUCUUCUUUGCGCACGGCCUGUUCAGCGCCACCGUACGCGAGGGCCUGGAGCAGAUCAGCACCUUCCUGGCCUCCCAUGCUCGCGAGGUCGUGUUCCUGGACUUCAACCACUUCUACGGCGUACAGAACCUCCAUCACGAGAAGCUGGUCCAGAUGCUGCGCACCAUCUUCGGGGACCGACUCUGUCCAGUAGUGUUUGCUCAAGAGGUAAGCCUGAAGUACCUCUGGGAGAAAGAGUAUCAGGUGCUGGUCUUCUAUCACAAUCCCAUGGCUCUGGAGGUUCCUUUCCUGUGGCCUGGUCAGAUGAUGCCUUCUCCUUGGGCCAAUACCACAGAUCCUGAGAAGCUCAUUCAGUUCCUUCUAGCCUCAGUAAAGGAUCGGAGACGUAAGGGCACCUUUUUUGUGUCCCAAGUGGUUCUCACUCCCAAAGCAAGCACAGUCAUGAAGGGUGUCACCAGCGGUCUGAGGGAGACCAUCACAGAGAGGGCUCUUCCUGCCAUGAUGCAGUGGAUCCGCUCACAGCGACCUGGGGAAAGUGGAGUAAACAUCAUCACGGCCGAUUUUGUGGAGCUGGGGGAAUUUAUCAGCGCUGUUAUCACCCUCAACUACUACCUGGACGAUGAGGAAGAGAACGCCACCUGAACCUCCAGAUUUCCCACAUCGCUUGUGGUAUCAAUUACUUGCUCCCUCUCUCUUUUUAUGUUUUAUUGAUUUUUAUAGAUUUAUUUUGGAUCAUAGAGGCUCUGUUCGUCUGACAUUUUUAAGGCUAAUGAAAACCUUGAGAAUGAUAGUAGAGUCCAGACACGGUCAGGUGGAAUAAUUUCAGGUUUUGUCUGAGGAUGAAUGGGGGCAGAUGAUGAUUUAAUUUCUUUCUGGGCAAAAAAGGUGACUGGCCUUUCCCCAUGUUUCUCUGCUUCCUAUCUAUUGGACUACUAGUUACUGAUCCACAUGCUCCAAACCUUCAUAAGUUCCCCCAAUUCUGCUUCUGAUCAAAGUAACAGUAACACAUA